GGUACUAAAACGAAAACUGAACGUUAAAAAAUCAUCGAUUUUAGCAUUCAAUAGUUUAAACACAUAUCAAUUAUUGCUUUAGUAAAAUUUAAGCAAAAAUAAUAGUAUAACGAGGGAGUUAUGAACAUUUGAAAUGUCUAAUUUUCAUGUCCGCCAUUAAAAUCGGCCAUUUUGAAUAUUUGCAAUCAGCAAAGGUCUGUGACGUCAUAUUCUUAACACGGCAAGAAGCGCACAUUGGAAAGUAUACAAAGUAAUAUAUAAACAGAGCAAAAAUGUCAAAUUCAUCGAGAUCUAGCUCGCUUUCUGAGUCUUCGAUCGAGACAAACGCAUCAAUUUCUUCAUCGGAAUUCAUGACGGCAAAUUCGGACGAAUCUAAUUCGGAAAUUUUGCCAUUUGCCGAUAAUAUUGAACCGCUUGCUUCGCCCGAUGAAAUUGCUGAGUACGAAGCUGCAGUCGCAGAAGAACGGCAGGUUGAGGACAUGCUGCAAGAUCGUUUUGAUGCCCGUGUUGAUGUUACUUCAUGGUGUGAAUGUGGCCAUUGUUCGUUGGAUCUUGUUGUCAACCCUCAAGAGUGCCGAUGCUGCAUGGAAUUAGAGCAAUGCCGUGGCAAAAUGAAUCAGUUCGAAGUCGAUGAAAGAAAAUGCAUUUUGGAUCACCCUGGCUUUAACGAAGUUUGCCUGAACGAAUUUGUUCUUCAAGCAGCUUCGUUAGGUUUAAAGACCAAAGAUCAUCGCAGUUAUGCGACCGUUUUUCGAGAUGGUCAAAAGACCAGAGAGGAGUUCUUUCGAGCAGUAUCGUACAGACAACUCGUGCGUCUUGUAUGGGACUUUACAGGCAGCUCCAGACAUUUGCCACUGCCUUGUUGUUGUUACAACAAAAUACGGACGACAUUUCCGAACAAUAAGUGUCUUCCUUACAAAGGAUUCGAAGAGGAUGAGGACAUAUAGCAA
This is a messenger RNA of Xenia sp. Carnegie-2017, 950 nucleotides long. RefSeq lists its product as uncharacterized. The record is from RefSeq and is a predicted model, not a curated record. The transcript is spliced from 3 exons. The coding region runs from base 273 to 947 and encodes 224 amino acids. Lineage: Eukaryota; Metazoa; Cnidaria; Anthozoa; Malacalcyonacea; Xeniidae.